Molecule: messenger RNA, 2277 nt
Organism: Malania oleifera
Lineage: Eukaryota; Viridiplantae; Streptophyta; Magnoliopsida; Santalales; Ximeniaceae
Product: glycosyltransferase family 92 protein RCOM_0530710
Exons: 1
Coding region: 185-1930 (581 amino acids)
Source: RefSeq, a predicted model, not a curated record
UGUAGGACUGUUACUAGUCAAUCUCGCCUGCGUCUCUCUCUCUCUCUCUCUCUCCUCACUUUCUCUCUCAUCCGCAUCGAAUCACAUUCGCAACGUGCGUGCCUCUUCACGAUGCUCCAGAAAUGCAUUUAGACCCCUCUCCUCUUGCGUCCCCUCUCAACCCCUCUCGCCCCUCCCCUUCACCAUGCGCCGUAAAGUGCGCACCACCCUCUCCCUCAUCUUCGCCGCCGCCCUCCUCCUCGCUGUCGCUUCCCUCAACGGCUUCAACCGCGCCAUCUCCUCCGACAACCACCCCGUCUCCUCCCUCUCCUUCGCCUCCGGCCGGUCCAACAACAACAACAACCCCUCCCACAAGCUCAGCUACGCCAUCCGAGAGGACUUCUCCUCCCGCCAAAGCCUCCGCCACGUCUCCUCCGUCGUGGCCGAGUCCAUCGCCGCCGACUCCGUCCUCGUCCCCGACUGGCAGGUCCUCGUCGUCGUGUCGCCGGACUCUGUUUUGUUUCCCGACGAUGAGUACUCCUGCGUUUUCCAGAACAACGAUUCGUCCCCAGCGAGGCCCGCCGGCGUCCUGCCGUUCACGAACCGGACAACAUUUCUCUGCGAGCUUCCGAACAGCGUUCGCCGGCUGCGGCCUUUCUUCCAGCCUGCGCUGACCAGGGCUUCGGCGAAGGCCGCGGAGAAUCUCACGCCGUCGCGGGAGCUGAUCCGGUGGAACUUUCUCGCGUACGAAUCGUUCUCCACCGCUAAUGACGUUGUGUUGUUCGCCAAAGGCGUGAACAACCGCCAGGGAAUAAAUCGGUCUCCGGCGGAGCUUAGCUGCGUCUUCUCCUCCGACUCCGGUGUCACCGUCAGAACUCCGGUCACCACUACAGCGCAAGAAGUCUUCCGGUGCCUCCACCCUCCGGAUGACGCGAUUCCGAUCAGCCGGGAUGAUAGAAUCACAAUCUCCAUCGAAAUCGUUGAAGAGAAUCGAAUCCUACCGUCUCUGGCGCACUACGCGCCGGGGCGCAAUUUAGCCAUCCGUAAGGAGAAGUCGCUAUUCUGCGCAUGUACGAUGGUGUACAACGUGGCGAAGUUUUUGAAGGAGUGGGUGAAGUACCAUUCCAGUAUCGGCAUCGACAAGUUCAUACUGUACGAUAACGGCAGCGACGACGACCUGCAGAAAGUGAUCGACGAGCUUCAAGAAGAAGGGUACAACACAAGAAGUCUGCUAUGGCCAUGGUCCAAAACACAAGAAGCCGGCUUCUCCCACUGCGCAUUGCUUGCAAAAGAUUCGUGUACAUGGAUGAUUUUUAUCGAUGUUGACGAAUUCAUCUUCUCCCCGUCAUGGCUCGAUUCGUCACAACCAUCGAAACUCAUGUUAAAAUCCCUCUUGCCGAAGAACAACUCGAUUACGGCAUCUUCAAUAUCAUCAUCUUCGUCUCCGUCCGUGUCUUCUCUGCGACCGGUCGGCGAAAUUUCACUUUACUGUUACGAUUUUGGGCCGUCGGGCCAGCGGUCGCACCCGGUCGAGGGGGUGACGCAGGGGUACACCUGCCGGCGAAGGGCAGAAGAGCGGCACAAGUCGAUGGUGCUUUUGGAGGCGGUGGACGAAUCGCUUUUGAACGUGAUUCACCAUUUUCGGGUGAAACAAGGCUACAGGGUGAAGAAGGUGAGGAAGGAGGUCGCGGUGGUGAACCACUACAAGUAUCAGGCAUGGCCGGAGUUCAAGGCCAAGUUCAGGCGAAGAGUAUCGGCGUACGUGGUGGAUUGGCGGCAGGAGGUGAAUCCUGCCUCGAAGGAUCGGACGCCGGGACUGGGGUUCCGGCCGGUGGAGCCGGCGGGGUGGGCCGAUAGGUUUUGCGAGGUGAAGGACGAGGGGCUGAAGAUUUUGACGCAGAGAUGGUUCGGGGUUCCGAGGGAGUCCUGGUACGAAAUGCCAUGGCAAUGAUGAACAUGCGUGAAGAAGAGUCGACUAGAACCAAACAGAUUGAAGCAGCGCUGUUCCAUUGAAGAACUCGGUGAUGGCAUCGACGGCAUUGCGUGCAAGUAAAAUUUUUUUGGGAAAGGUUGGAGGUGAAAGGUUUAAUUUUUACAUUUUUAUUCUUUUAUUAAUUUUACUCAAUUAAUUGAAUACACAAUCUCUAUAUUACCAAGGUGAAUUUGUUUGUUUGUUUGUUUUUUUUUUUCUCAUAAUUGGGGAUACUCGAGAGGGUGUUGGUAUACAGAAAAUUGUAUAUGAGCGAGUUUGCUUGAAAAUUAGGCAUUCAAUUGCAAGAAGCAUUCAAAAGUUUACCA